Messenger RNA from Aspergillus ochraceoroseus IBT 24754, 1312 nucleotides. It is a transcript of the gene rps0, whose product is annotated as 40S ribosomal protein uS2. Gene Ontology annotation, cellular component: ribosome; 90S preribosome; cytosolic small ribosomal subunit. The coding region runs from base 104 to 982 and encodes 292 amino acids. The transcript has 2 exons. Gene Ontology annotation, biological process: cytoplasmic translation; ribosomal small subunit assembly. Gene Ontology annotation, molecular function: structural constituent of ribosome. The record is from RefSeq and is a predicted model, not a curated record. Lineage: Eukaryota; Fungi; Ascomycota; Eurotiomycetes; Eurotiales; Aspergillaceae.
GUUCACUUUCGCGUCAGUCUUCUCUCUCGACCUCACCAUCCCGACAAGCGCCAGACGAUUGAUAUCUUCAAUUCGCCGUCCUUUGUAAUAUCAAUCGCCCAUCAUGGCCCCCUCUCAGCUCCCCCCCAUGUUCAACCCUACUCCUCAGGACAUUGAGAUGCUCCUCGCAGCUCAGUGCCACAUGGGAUCCAAGAACCUCCAGGUUCACAUGGAGCCCUACCUGUGGAAGACUCGCCCCGACGGUGUCAACGUUAUUAACAUUGGCAAGACCUGGGAGAAGAUCCUCUUGGCCGCUCGUAUCAUCGCCGCCAUUGACAACCCGGCCGACAUCUGUGUCAUCUCCGCUCGUCCCUACGGCCAGCGUGCUGUCCUAAAGUUCGCCUCUCACACCGGUGCCACCGCCAUUGCCGGUCGUUUCACCCCUGGUAACUUCACCAACUACAUCACCCGCUCUUUCAAGGAGCCCCGCCUCAUCAUCGUCACCGACCCCCGCACCGACGCCCAGGCCAUCAAGGAGGCUUCCUACGUCAACAUUCCCGUCAUUGCCCUCUGCGACACUGACUCCCCCACCGACUUCGUCGAUGUUGCCAUCCCCACCAACAACAAGGGUCGUCACGCUAUCGGUCUCGUCUGGUGGCUCCUUGCCCGUGAGGUCCUCCGCCUCCGCGGCACCCUCGCUUCCCGUGAGGUUGAUUGGGACGUUGUUGUUGAUCUCUACUUCUACCGCGACCCCGAGGCCGAGGAGAACAAGGAGAUUGCUGAGGAGACCAAGGCUGCUGCCACCGAAGAGCCUGCCGCUGUCGAGUCUGGAUACACAGGUGAGAACUGGGAUGCCCAGGCUGCUGCUCCUAGCACUGCUUUCGCUGCUGCCACCGGUACCACCAGCUGGGAGGCUGAUGGUGGUGACUGGGCCGCUAGCUCUGCUCCCGCCCCCGCUGGCGAGAGCUGGGCUGAGACCCAGCCCACUGAGGGCAAGUGGUAAAAAGCUGGAUCCGGUGACGUGGAGAGCUGUUAAGAGUGGAUAAUUGGAUGGCUUUAAAAUGGGAAUCCUCUCGUACAACGAGAAGAGACCCAACAAGAUAUCCCCCCCCUGACAUGUCUAUCCUAGUCUCUUGUCCCGCAAAUACUCAAAAAAGGAAAAGAAAAAACGGGAAAAAAAGAAUUAACGGAGACCCCACUUCUUCAAGAAAAUCAUUUUCCCUCUUCUCUUAUGGUAUGCUACAGCGAAAUAUCCUUUUCAUGUCUUCAGCCCGUUAUUACGUCUUGUCCAUGGUGCAUUGGGGGGGGAAUUGCGUCGUCAAUGACUGAUCGG